Messenger RNA from Rana temporaria (common frog), 4013 nucleotides. RefSeq names its product NMDA receptor synaptonuclear signaling and neuronal migration factor (gene NSMF). The record is from RefSeq and is a predicted model, not a curated record. Gene Ontology annotation, biological process: regulation of neuronal synaptic plasticity; positive regulation of neuron migration. The coding region runs from base 143 to 1729 and encodes 528 amino acids. The transcript is spliced from 16 exons. Gene Ontology annotation, cellular component: nucleus; cytoplasm. NCBI's taxonomy places the organism in Eukaryota, Metazoa, Chordata, Amphibia, Anura, Ranidae.
CAAUCAAUGAGCCGAGCAUCCAGUCUGCAGAUCAGUCCGUGGCCGGACACAGCGCAGCAUCCGCCGGGGACCCUUCCAUCCCAGCCUGGCUCCCACUCCGGAUCUGUGCGGAUGUGGCCCCUAAUCCCCAGUCUGACCGAGGAUGGGCACAGCUGUGUCCAAGAAGAAGGCGCUGAGGAAUGACACCAUCUCCCAUGUAGCAGCCAAAGUUCGAGCAGCGAGGGCUUUCGGAGAAUAUCUGUCCCAGACCCAUCCCGACAGCCGAAACGGCUCCGACCAUCUCCUUGUGCAGGAGGAUUCACCAGAAAUGCUCCAAGGGUCUCAAAACAAACGUCGUCUUUCAGCCAUAUCUGACAGCAAGCUAGAACGAAGUUUUUCGGAGGAACACACAGAGAAGGUGCCCAGCGAGGGCCCCAAACCUCGUGUUUAUACCAUCUCCGGAGAAAGGCCCAUGUUGUCCGACCAUGAGAGCGAUAGUAUGGAGCUGGUGGUGAUGAAGCCAGACCAAGACGAGAGAGAGCACCAUCACUCCCAUCAUUACAGUCAUCACCACCAACCCCUGCAAAACUCAGGCAGCGCCCACAAUAUCACCAGGCCUUCAAAAAGCUGGUCAGGCAGCCGGCAGAAUUCCAAGGAGUGCCCGAACUGUGCCAAGCUUACGGUGCCAGCCCAACACUCGUUUGAUCUGGAGCAGCACCAAGCCAAUGAAUCCGGUUGGCGUAGGAAAAAGCUGGAACGCAUGUACAGUAUCGACAGAGUGUCUGAUGAUGUUCCUAUACGGACUUGGUUUCCUAAGGAAAAUCUCUUCACCUUUCAGACUGCCACCACAACUAUGCAAGCUAUCUCGGCCUUCCGAGGCUAUGCCGAGAGGAAGAGACGGAAGCGAGAGAAUGACUCGGCAGCUGUUAUUCAGAGGAAUUUCCGAAAGCAUUUACGGAUGGUCGGAAGCCGCAGAAUGAAAGCUCAGUCUUUUGCUGACCGCCGAGAAAGGAGCUUCAGCCGGUCCUGGAGCGACCCUACCCCAGUCAAAGCAGACUCCAUCCAUGAUUCCAAAGAAAGCAAUGACCUGCAAAAUUCCUGCACAGCUCUGAACGAGGAGUCUGAGGAUUUGAACUGGGAGGCCGAGAGAGAAAUGGAAAUUACGUCUUGUGAAGGAGAAGAUUUUAUUCCACCCAAAAUCAUGCUAAUAUCAUCCAAAGUUCCCAAAGCAGAAUAUAUUCCUACCAUAAUACGAAGAGAUGACCCUUCCAUCAUCCCCAUUCUCUAUGACCAUGAACAUGCAACAUUUGAUGACAUCUUGGAGGAGAUUGAGAAGAAGCUGAAUGUAUACAGAAAAGGGUGCAAAAUCCGACAGAUGCUCAUUUUCUGCCAGGGGGGACCUGGCUACCUCUACCUAUUAAAAAAUAAAGUUGCUACAUUUGCCAAAGUGGAGAAAGAGGAGGAUCUUAUUCAGUUUUGGAGAAAGCUUAGCAGGUUGAUGAGUAAAACCAACCCAGAACCCAAUGUAAUCCAUAUCAUGGGGUGCUACGUCUUGGGAAACCCUAAUGGUGAAAAGCUUUUCCAGAAUCUGAAGAAUCUAAUGAGUCCACACCGGAUUGAUUUCAAGUCUCCUCUGGAACUGUCUGCACAAGGAAAGCAAUUGAUCGAAACCUAUUUUGACUUUCGAUUAUAUCGCCUUUGGAAAACCCGCCAGCACUCGAAGUUGCUGGAUUACGACGACAUCUUAUGAGCCCAGUAAAAGGCCAUUUUAGGAGAACUUUUUUGCUGCUUCCCAGGGGGCUGUCAGUCUGCUGGGACCUCCCGCUAUAGAGUGCCAGGUACCAGAGUACGAAGACGGAAAUGAAAGGCACAGUCCGCUGGCGAUUUUAGCGGUUGUUAUACCUUGGAAAGGUGUCGGCCCGAAGCUUGACAAGUCUGAAGACAAGAGCAAUGAGAGAAAGAGGAGAAUACGUCUUCAUACUGAGCUUCAUUAAUUCAGGGCGAAAACAAACAAAACAAAGAAUCAUCGGGUCCGCUAUCCUAAAGGUCCUCGUAAGACUUCAGCUCAGGUUUUAUUACGAAAAAUAAUGUUAACUACUCUUGCACUAAAGAGCAAGGACCCCGAUUAGCCUUCAAAAACCACAGCAAACUUUUUUUGUAGCAAACCCAGGUGACCUUUAUUUCCUUCAGGCGGAGGAUGACCAAGAACGCCAAGAACGAGCGCCACAAAUGCUGUACAGCUGGCGUUGGAAGCAGGAAGGCUGGACUUAUUUAGAAUAAUUACAUUUGUGAAAAUAGAUAUAUCUAUAUAAUAUAUACAUAUAUCUUAUUAGAAGGUUUCUAGUAAUUUUAUGUGGGGUGACUUAGGAUACAAGUGCAAUUUUUUUUUUCUUUUUUAAACAAUUAGCAUAUUUAAUUGUUAUAAAUAAAACGUGCAGAGGUUGUUUAGCUACCCUGCACAGUGUGUUUUGUGACAGAGCGGGACACUCUAUACACAGUAGAACACAGUCUUUUGUAGUCAUCUAGAUCACCAGCAAUCAUGUGUUGUUCCCCUGCUUUCCUACCCAACGGUAGUUCCCGUCCCACACACUGUGCUUCGUGUUACCAAUUGUGUCUUGAAUAGUGACGGUGUCGCCAAGCAACCCCACCCUACUGUUGGACGUUGUGCUCUGCACACUUCCGCAUCCAUCUAGCACCUUGCAAUAUAUUGAUAUUAUUAUGCGAACAUAGUAGGCUUCAGUAGAAUUAUAUGUACAGUACACUUAGCGGAAAACGGUAUAUAUUUACAUAUAUAAAAUUCAUUUAUAGGCGACUAGCCAUAACGAUGGUAUAGCCCAUCUUUGAAGAGUGUCAGGUUUUUCUCUUCUCUCGAUGGGACCUCAGGUUUGGUAUGUUUUUGGUGUGUAACCGUGCAUUCUGUAAGCCAGGGGUAUGAAUCGUCUGCAUCCAUAAAGGAUGUUUUUUUUUUUUUUCAGAGGCGAGGCCUGGUUUUAUAUAGUGUGUGUAUUGAUGCAGCCAUAACAUGGGGAAACCACUGGCUGAUGUAUCUAUAGAAUAAUCAUGUUGAGGGGUGGGUGAUCAUUGCUUUUUCAAGAUUGUAUUACUGAGAUGUUCAGAUUUUUGUUGUUAUCUCAAACAGUCAAAUCUUUAUGGCCUCAGUUCUUUGCUUGAUUUUGGGUCAGAAAGAGGCUGAGUCAUAAAAUCACAAAUUUCAGCUAGUACACACCUGCAUUUCACAUUCAUGUCAUCAGCAUUGCACAUCUUACCGUACUUAUUGGAUUUAAAUUUUCCUCCUAAAAUAUAUAGAGACCCAAUUCAUUUAAACGGCCAGCCAACCGUACACUUUGGGACCAGAUGUUGGUAAUCAGUAGUCUAAACCAGGCAAGCAAAACCUAAUGUAUAAAUUGUAAUCUAUUAUUUAAUGCAAACUAGAAGCCAGCAGGCACUGUUUAGGCUCCAGAGAACACGUGAUUCCAUUUGUUAAAGUCACUUUGAUGACCCAGCUGCUUUACAAUCUAGAUUUAAUUUGAACUAGACUCUUCACAAGAGAGUCAUGCCUAUAUUUUAUGAGACACCCCAUCAUACUGUAAAUAUGUGUUGAUUUAAAGCAUUUUAAAAGGUUUCUACAUAUCCUAUAUAAUCAAAGCAAAUAUAUUUUUUCUAAAUUUUAGUCUAUAAAUUGCAGGGGUCUAUCAUGAGUUCCCUAGUGACAAUGCAAUAAGAAAUGCGCAUCCUUAAAUUUAUUUUGCUGUAUUUUGGAGAUGCAUGUGGUUCAUAAUAAUCUCUUGAAACUUUGGAGCCUAGAGCUUCAAUAAUGCUUUUUUCUUUGGAAGUGGGGUGUUUAUAACUAUAAGCAUUUAUAAGCAUUGUUUUUCUCAAUUUCUUUUCUUUUCUCUUUUUGUGCAUUUCAUUUUACCUAGAUUUUUUAGCAGAUCUUGAUGAUUAGUGUAUUAUUUUGGAGAUAAAAAAGGACAAUCUGUUCUUCACCAGCACAAUUGCUAUUAUUUAAUAAAGAAUAAAAAGCUGUGCCCCAA